AUGCUCACUCUCACCCGCACUCCCUGCGCCAACCCAGCUCGCCUCGCCCGCGCACUCGUCCCGCUCGCACACCCCCACCUCCUCCGACCCUACUCGACCGACCUGCACCUCCCCGCACAGGCAUCCCUCACACGCUCAGACACUCUCGAGGGACUCUCAUUCAUCCAGCUCGACCGCCCCAAAGCCAAAAACGCACUCAGCGUACAGCUCGUCCGCGAACUGCGCGAGUUGGUCGACGAGGUCCGCUUCGAUGGAUGGACCCGCGCCGUGAUCCUCCGCUCAGCCGUCCCAGGCUCGUUCUGUGCCGGCGCAGACCUCAAAGAGCGCGCAACCAUGUCCCAACUCGACGUCGCGCGGUUCCUGUACAACCUGCGCCGCUUGCUCGGAGAGAUCGAGGACUUGCCCGUACCGACAAUUGCGGCGGUGGAUGGACCGGCGCUCGGAGGAGGGCUGGAGUUGGCGCUUUCGUGCGACUUGAGGGUUGCCGGCUCAACAGUAACCAAGAUCGGCCUGCCCGAAACCCGUCUCGCCAUCAUCCCAGGAGCCGGCGGAACCCAACGCCUCUCGCGCCUCAUCGGUUCCUCCCGCGCCAAGGAUCUGAUCUUCUCCUCGAAGAUCCUCAGUGCGGGUGAAGCUGAGCGCGUCGGCGUGGUCAACUACGUUUCGGCCGAGGGCCAGUCGGCGAGCGAGAAAGCGGAGGAGAUAGUGGCGGAGAUGUUGCAAGCUGGUCCACUCGCCCUCCGCGCAGCAAAGACCGCCAUCGACACCGGCUCCCAACUCGACCUCGAAUCAGGCCUGGACGUCGAACGUCUCUCAUACCAAACGAUCCUGCAAACUGAAGACCGGUUGGAGGGGCUCAAGGCGUUUGCGGAGAAGAGGAAGCCGGUUUACAAGGGUCGCUAG
Molecule: messenger RNA, 903 nt
Organism: Rhodotorula toruloides NP11
Lineage: Eukaryota; Fungi; Basidiomycota; Microbotryomycetes; Sporidiobolales; Sporidiobolaceae
Product: methylglutaconyl-CoA hydratase
Exons: 8
Coding region: 1-903 (300 amino acids)
Biological process (GO): fatty acid beta-oxidation
Cellular component (GO): mitochondrion
Molecular function (GO): enoyl-CoA hydratase activity
Source: RefSeq, a predicted model, not a curated record